AUGGCCAACGACGCACCGCCCCCGAACUACUAUGCCAUCCUCGAAAUUCCCGAGACUGCUACCGCCCAGCAGGUCCGUGAUGCCUACAAACGUGCUGCCCUGAAAAACCAUCCCGACCGUGUGCCCCAGGACAGCCCCGAGCGCACGACACGCACGCGCAAGUUCCAGCUCGUCAACGAUGCCUACUACACAUUGUCCGACACCAACCGCCGGCGCGAAUACGAUGCGCAGCGGCGUCUCUUCAACCGGCGUGGUUACAGCUUCCCCGACGAGGCGGACGAGGAUGGUGAAGAUAGCGAAGACUACCCGUCGACAGGGGCGGGGGCGGGCACCCACGCCGGAACGGGCGCCGCUUCGUGGGCAUGGAACUUCUUUUCCAAUGCAGCGAGCGGCGGUGGAAGCAGCCACGGCCACGGCCAAGCCAAUACGGAGGAGGCACGCCAGCAGGCCGAAGAUGCGCAGUUUGCCGACGUCUUUGAAGAGAUGCUGCGCGAGGAGGGCAUGGCCGAGCCAGGGUCUGGCCGGCCCACGGGCAAGUUCUGGGGCUUGCUGGGCGGUCUGAGUGGCGGUGCGCUGGGCUUCAUUGUGGCCAACGUCCCGGGCAUGGUUGCCGGCGCGGUUGCAGGCAACCGCCUGGGAGCAAUCCGCGAUACCAAAGGCAAGAGUGUCUACGCUGUGUACCAGGAGCUGCCCGCUGACGACCGGUCACGUCUGCUUGGCCAGCUGGCGGUGCGUGUGUUUAGCCACGCCGUCGGCAUCUAG
Sporothrix brasiliensis 5110 is the source of this 762-nucleotide messenger RNA. RefSeq lists its product as uncharacterized. Bases 1 to 762 code for a protein of 253 amino acids. The record is from RefSeq and is a predicted model, not a curated record. Lineage: Eukaryota; Fungi; Ascomycota; Sordariomycetes; Ophiostomatales; Ophiostomataceae. The transcript is spliced from 3 exons.